AUGUCUGGCAAGUACGUUUUCACUCGAGGCCUGAAGGAGCUCCGCUUCCUCUUCUGCCAAACCUCCGAAGCGAGCGCGGCCACAAGGUCCUUCUUGAACCGCGCCUACCCAACUAUGAAGAAGCACAACCCCCAGACUCCCAUCAUGAUGCGAGAGGCCGCGGGCAUCCAGCCGCGAGUCUUUGCCCGAUAUGCCUUCGGCAAGGAGAAGCAAGAAGCGUUGUCCGGCCUGUCGGACACCCAGAUCGAAGAGCGCAUUACACAGUUGGUGAAGCAGCAGCUAUAA
This is a messenger RNA of Penicillium egyptiacum, 285 nucleotides long. The record is from the annotation of a GenBank genome assembly. NCBI's taxonomy places the organism in Eukaryota, Fungi, Ascomycota, Eurotiomycetes, Eurotiales, Aspergillaceae.